AUGGCCCUUACAGUCUGAGGGAUUAUAUAUUAACACCAAGCAGAUUCCCUUACACACCCUUGCACACAUACACACACACAUAGGUGGUGACGCCCCCUCACGUAGGCUGCUGGAUACUGUUGUCAUAUACACACACACACGCAGCAGCAGAAUGAUGGCAGAGGCAGAGCUGGUUUGUCACAGCGCAGACAACACACAGUAGAAUCCAAAGGGGGAACGAGUGAUUCUUUUAAACUGAUGGACUCAGAGGCAGAAGGGUGCAGCUUUUCUCCAGUCACCAUGGAGGUGUGGAGCUCCUCUGCAUCCGAGGAGGAGGAAGAAGAGAAGAGCACCUUCAGCUUUGGGGAUGAUCCAGCAGAGGACGAGAAGAAAUGCCUUCAUGGCAAUAACAAUAAUAACAACAACAACAAUAAUAACAACAACAGGGACGGCCUUUGCAGGGAAGUGACACAAGUGCUGUGCGCGGACAGAGUGGGCCAGGUCACCAAGACGUAUCAUGACAUUAAAGCAGUCACCCACCUGCUGGAGGAGAAAGAGCGCGAUCUAGAGUUAGCGGCACGGAUCGGUCAGUCUCUCCUGAAGCAAAACCAAGAGCUGGCGGCGCGCAAUGAAAUGCUGGACGAACAUCUUGAAAUUGCAAAGGAGGAGAUAGCACAACUGCGUCAUGAGCUCUCGAUGCGAGACGACCUCCUUCAGUUCUACGCGAGCACCGAAGAGAUCGAGAACGCGGCGUCCCCCUCACUGAUAAAAAGGAAUGAAUCGUGCAAUUCACUCAGCAACUUCGUCCACUAUGACUUCCUGCACCAGAAACUGAAGGGCCUGGAGGAGGAGAACCACAAACUGAGAAUAGAGGCGAAUGAGCUCACAACAGAGACGACCAACUAUGAGGAGCAAGAGCAGGAGCUGAUGAUGGUGUGUGUGGAAGAGCUCUCAUCCGUCAACAGGCAGGUGGUCGACCUGUCAGAGGAGCUCGCCCGUAAAGUGGAGGACUGCGUGCGACAGCAGGAGGAGAUCAGCUUGCUGCUCGCUCAGAUAGUGGACCUGCAAGCCCGCUGCAUAGGACUCACCCAUGAAAACGAGGAGCUGAACCAGCAGCUGAAUUCCUCCCGUGAGAGUCAAGCAACGCUUAAAUCAGAGCUGAAGGACCUGCGGGACAAGUACUCGCAGUGUGAGGACAUGCUAUUCGAGGCCCGAGAGGACAUUAAAAACCUGCGGAACAAAAGUCUGCCCAACAGCAUGGUGCAGAGAUACACUGCCCUGGCCUCUGUCCUCCCCAUGGACUCACUGGCAGCUGAGAUAGAAGGCACUUUCCGUAAAGGCCUGGACUCUCCGACUCCGUCAGAAUACAAGAACCACCCGUGGCGCGUGUUUGAAACGGUGAAGGUGGUAAACAAGGCCGGGAGGCUGCGGUCUCGGUGCCACUCGCCUGGACUCCCAGGCUCCAGUCCGGUGUCUGCUCGCUCCAGUUCUAACAGCACCCCGAGGACCAGCUACUACGGCUCUGAUAAUGCCAGCUUUACCCUGGAGGAGAAGCCCAGCUCCAGUCACACACAGAAGGAGGACAACAGCACUGUUGGGCCAAAGCGUCUGGGUCAGCCCGGCACACCAGGAGGCCAGGACCUUGAAGCUGCUCUGUGCAGCCUGUCUGUCCGUCAACAGAACCACUCCUCUGAGCGGCCGUUCUUUGAAGUGGAGCGCGAGCGCAAACUCCGUGCCCUGGCAGCAAAUUGUGAGGAGGGCGAGGGCUCCAGUGGCUUCCUGACACCAAACAGCCUGGUCUCCAGCCCGGCAGCAUCAACAGGCACCAACUACUCCAACGGCAGCUCGCGGCAGUCCUGUGGAUCCUCAGGAGGAUCCCGGUCUUACCUGCCAGACCGCCUGCAGAUCGUCAAACCUUUGGAAGGCUCAGUGACUCUACAUCAGUGGCAGCAGCUGGCUAAACCAAACCUGGGAGGAAUCCUUCACCCUCGUCCUGGCGUCCUGACUAAAGACUUCAGGGAGCUCGAGGUGGACAUACAGCACGUCUACAGUCUGAACGACCUGGAGGAGGAUGAACCGGACCUGCCGCACUUCUCUAGAGCACAUGGCAUGGUCGCUCCACCCGGUCCCAACCUCCCUCAGACUUCUCCCACACAUACCAUUACCACCUGCCAAGUCCUCCAACCCUCCCUUCUCAUCCCCUCCUUCUCUACUGGCCUUCACUCUUUCGGCCUGCCGUCUUGUGGGAACUCUGAAUGCUUGAGCACUUCUUCUCCAGCCGAGCAGCAGCAGCAGCAGCAGCAGCAGCAGGAGCACUUGGGCCUGGGAGGUGCUGCUACAAACAUAACCACUUCAUCAUCACCGGGGCUCGUGCAGCUGCUGCAAGAGCAUGGCAUCUCAGCCGCUCCUUAUCCCCACCAUCACCACCAUCAUUAUCACCACCGCCAUGACCAGCGGCAGCACGACAACCGCAGCGCCACAUCUGCAUUCACAGCGAAACAUAAACGCGGAGGCUCGUCACCGGACAAGGAUGCGGGAAGUCACGUUUUUAGCUUGAACCUCGUGGGGAAGCUUCAGAACCUCGGCUUGCACAGAGUGGCGGCCUGGGGGAUGGCGGGCAGCAAGACGGGCCAGGAGAAAUGAGGAGAGAGUCGUCGUCUGAAGGUUCUGAGGGGACGGUUUGCACAGUGACUUUGCAUGGAGCCAUGUGACACAGCGCUGGUGUCUUGAAAACUGAAUGUGCUGGAGCCAUACCUUUGAGUUGUCAGUAGUGUAUAGUUCUGUUCUUUUCUAUGACGUCCUGUACAGUGGAUAAUAAACGGUUGCAUGUGUGAGUGAGCGAGUGCAUGUGUGUGUGUGGGUGGGUGUGUGUGUGUGUGUGUGUGUGUGUGUGUGUGUGUGUUACAUCUUCAUCUCAGGACAAUCACCUCGAUCACCAGUUUGUCUGAUGAACACAUUUCUUUUUACGCAACAUCAUGGCGGGGGGGGGGGGGG
Solea solea (common sole) is the source of this 2973-nucleotide messenger RNA. RefSeq names its product huntingtin associated protein 1 (gene hap1). The coding region runs from base 238 to 2622 and encodes 794 amino acids. Gene Ontology annotation, molecular function: signaling receptor binding. Gene Ontology annotation, biological process: anterograde axonal transport of mitochondrion; neurotrophin TRK receptor signaling pathway; neurogenesis. Gene Ontology annotation, cellular component: dendrite. NCBI's taxonomy places the organism in Eukaryota, Metazoa, Chordata, Actinopteri, Pleuronectiformes, Soleidae. The transcript is spliced from 14 exons. The record is from RefSeq and is a predicted model, not a curated record.